GUGGGAGGCAUAAAUCCAGUAUGGAUGAGCCAGCAAAGCAGGCAGAGCUGUUUGUCUGAGAGAAGAGUGCCAGAGAGAACUACAGGAGCUCAGGUUUAGACUGUGUGAAAGACUACAGGAAGGAAUUCAUGAAAGUCCUUGCUGCAACAUUCCUGAGAGGACAGUGGGAGAAUGAGGGGGAGAUGAAGGCCAUAAGUAAGAGCCUCUUGACAUCUACACAUCCUUUCAGACUCAUAGUGCUGAGAGGUCUUCUCACAGCAAAAGGAUGGAGCGGAACCUGUGGAUUUUUGGAUCUGAUGGUGAUUUUGAAGAAGAGCUAGAGAUAGCUACCCAAUACUUCUUCUGUGAGACAUGCCAUCUGUAAUUGGUGAGUUAGAAACAGCACAGUAGGUGCCCAGACAGAUUAACACAGUGUUCUGUGAGGUUUCCUGGUGGGGAUCAUGGCUCAGUCAGGUAAGGUCCUUCACCUCUAUGUGGAGGUGAGAUCUGUGCCUGAUGAAGAGGGGAAAGAGCUGGGAAAUAUAGAAGGGCAAAAGUCUCUCAUGUUACAUGGGCCAGACAUCCUUCCACAGUCACAGCAUGGAGCCCCUAAUGCCCCACAUGGCUUAAUGCCCCCAGCUGGAGUCCUACAUAAAGGGGCCAGCAGCACCCAGAGCCUUACUUCCAAUAAAUCUCCAUCCAGACACUCGGUCAGCUUUCAGCUCCAUCCAGGGGACAAACCAGCACACCCAUCCACUCGUCACAGACAGAGCUUGCCUUAUGAUGAGAUGAGUAAAUUACUGUCUGCCUUCCAACCAGGCCCCAAUGGAAGUCCUUGUACCUUGGUGCGAACUCGCUCAUCUGAGAGUGAGCCACUCUUUGAGCGGGAUUCUAGAUUUCCUGGACAUUUUACUGCUCCUCCAACACCUAGUGGCAUUCGAAGGGCCUAUGGACGUGAGGAUGAAGGGAAGCGAUCUGUUGUAACCUACAGCUACAUUGAGAAAUCUCAUAUCAAGUCUUUAGAGGGUCAUCGAAGCCCUUUGUGCCAACGUGAGCCAGUGAACCCUUUUAGAAGAGCUAAUGAUGACCAAGCUGUUCCCCUCCAUCUCAGAAAGAGGCUUAGUGACCCAGUGUGGUUCAAUGGCUCGGAAUCCACUAGUAGCCCCAACCCAAAGCAUGCCUUACCAGGCUCAGUGAGCACACCAAGGGGCACCCCCAACCUGCGCCGGGCUACCUUAGACACAAUUGCAAAAGAGGCCACCCUUCGUGCUUUAGAAGAGUUUGGUUCUCCGCAGCUAAAACGCCGACUAGCAGCCAACAGUCCUGAAGGAGGCCAUGACUUCAUGCACAGAGAACAACCUCGCUGUCGGUCAUGGUCUGGGUCUCCUAUGGUCUCACGCAGUACCAGAACUCUGCCAACCUAUGCACAGAUAAUAAAUUCAGAUCAACAACGGACAUUGCAUGGCAUUCCCAGGAGCCCAGCAACUGACCAUCUCUCUGCUCAUGCUAGACAGACCUAUUAUACCAAAUCACCCACUAUUAAUGCCCGAUCUCAAGAAAACCCAAGCCAGCGAGUCUGGAAGGGUGAUGAGAGUCCAAGGCAGGGCUGUAGGAAUGGCCCACCUUUACCGUGUUGCAGGCCCACAGCUAUCCAACAUGAAAUUCCAUCAAUGACCAUCACUGAAGCACCAUGUGAGCAGAAACAUAGCACAAGUGAAAGCCCCCGGCAGCCCCAAAAGGUCAAUUUCAACCUUUCCAACUCAUCAAAUCUGUCAGAUGCAGGAGGUACUAAAGUGAGUGGUAGGAAAAGCACUUCACCUGCCACAAGCCCCGAAAUGGCCCGUAAGUUGGCAGAAGAAGCCACAAAGCUUUCUAUCCUUAUGGAGGCUAGGAGGUCUCCUUCCCCCACGCCAUCUUUAUCAGACACUGUGAGGUCAGACAGCCCAAGGUCAGGGCGCAGUUCUAGAGAAUCACAACAACUCUAUGCUAGCUUCCAAGGAUCUGCAGCAAGAACUUCUUUGGACAGCGAUCUUCCUGCCCAGGUGCGUUACUGGGAAGAGGAGCCCAUUCAAACUGGCCAUCAGUCGGGUCUGACCUCCCCUUUUUUGUCUCACAGAGGAAACACAUCUCCUGCACUUCCAUCUAUGUUGCAUCGUUUGGACUUAGUGUCCACAUCUCCCAUCCGAGACCCACAACAAGAGAGAGCUGAACUGUCAAGAAAAGACAGUCCAGUUUUAUAUCGGCACCGGCCUCCACAAUAUAUGGGAGACAACUGGUCACUGGGGCUUGAACAUAGGCAUUAUGAUGCUUGGUAUGAUUCUGGUCUCAGAGACAGUCCAGACAGCAACAGGAGACACUGCAUGACCAAUAACUCAGUGAGCUUGACCUCCCAGCAGCAGCACUGGAGAGAAGGCCAUUCCUCUGGAAUGAGAAAAGAAUCCAAUAAGGGGACCUUAUAUGAUCCUGGAGCUCCACUAGAUACAUCUUCAAGGGAGUUGAGCAAACAGACAAGAAAUGAUGCAGCUGUGCUGGACUCUCAGGAGAACAAUUUUAGGGUGCCAGCACAUAAAGAGAUUUUAGGUGAGGGCCGUUCAGAUGGGGAGCAGAGCAGUGCUUUGUCCCAGAUGUCCAGUGGAGUUACAGGCAGCCUGGAGCAAGGGUUGCAUGAGGAAGACUGCAUUUCCCCAGAGACAUUCAGCCAGAACAGUCAGAAGAGCAGCGAUGCAGGGAACAUGGGCACACAGUUGGAGAGUGGAUCAUCACUGUCAGGCCCUUCCUUGCAUUCUCAAAAAAUUGCGCGUGCCAAAUGGGAGUUCUUGUUCGGGAAGCCUUCAGAGGACCACCAUGGAGUAAAAGGCUCCCCCCCCACGGCAGGCACAAAACAAGGUACAGUGUCCUCCACUGCGCCAUCUAGCGGCUACUCCAGUGAUUCUCUGACACCGGCUCCUGCGUCCUCAUUGCCUCUGAGGUCUACGGCAGCUCCUUCCAGACACAGGCCAACAUCUGAGUCCCAGAAGGCCUCCAGCCAUGAUGUUCAGCAGGUGGAUGUGGAACUGGUCAACACCGCUCCUGCACUGGGCUCAUCUCCUAAGACUGGCAUCAUCCGACGCACCAUCAAAUACUCAGAAACAGAUCUGGAUGCUGUUCCACUGCGCUGCUACAGAGAGACUGACAUUGACGAGGUCAUACUGGCCGAGCAGGAGGAAGUUGACUCAGCGUUCAGUAGUGACCGCAGUGCACUGGGCACCUCUGCUGCCAGUUCUUCGCCAAAUGUGGAAGAAGAUGAACAGUUGCAGGAUGAAGAGGUGGUGAGUUGGGCCAGUGUCAGGAUGCACGGUGACAGGAAGAGGCAGUACGCUGCACAAGAAGGAGAUGAGGUGUUCAGCCGUUUACUAAAAGGUUCCCCAAAUGUCGCAUCAGACAGCCACACUGCUCUGAAGUCCCCCAUCAAUGUGGAAAGUCCUCGCAGGACCUCAGUGGAUGGUCUGGACUCUUUCAGCCGUCACUUUGAGAGCAUUAUGGAAUCGCACCGGGCCAAGGGCACCUCCUACAGCAGCCUGGACAGUGUUGACAUGACCCCCACUGGCCCACCCAUCUUCACUUUUGACCUCCCGACCCUGACCCCUGAGAUCCAGAGCCAGAUUUGUGAGAGCGCUCAGCAGAUCAUCGAGCUGAGCUUCGCUCCUCUGGCUCGACCUGAAGCCCCGAGCCUUUCAGGACCUAGUGCCUCUGAGGUGAUGCAUGGUCAGACUGGGACAGGUCAGAGCAGUACAUCUGAGGAGGAGAGCGAGUCGAGCAGCAGUGGUCACUCUGAUAGCCACAUCCUACCUGCGUCUGACUCAGACACAGCAGUAAGGGAGCGUCUGUCACGGCCCGUCUCGCAGUCUGACCUCGAGGUGGCAGAGCACUUGACACUGGGCAGUAAUGAAACCAUCGCCAAUGGCAACAAGGUCGACUUGCAGGCUGCCAAACGGCUGGCCAAACGCCUCUAUAACCUGGACGGCUUCAGGAGGUCUGACGUUGCGCGGCACCUCAGCAAAAAUAAUGAGUUUAGCCAGAUGGUGGCAGAAGAAUAUCUGAGUUACUUCAACUUCUCGGGGCUGACUGUGGAUCAGGCACUGAGAGUCUUCCUGAGAGAGUUUGCGCUCAUGGGAGAGACGCAGGAAAGGGAACGAGUGCUGUCCCAUUUCUCCAGGCGGUACCUGCAGUGCAACCCCAACACUAUUCCCAAUGAAGACAGCGUCCACACUCUGACCUGUGCUCUGAUGCUGCUGAACACAGACCUUCAUGGCCAUAAUGUGGGGAAGAGGAUGUCCUGUGUCCAGUUCAUAGGCAAUCUGGAGGGGUUAAACGACGGCCAGGACUUCCCCAAAGACCUGCUCAAGGCGCUCUACAACUCCAUCAAGAAUGAGAAGCUGCAGUGGACCAUUGAUGAAGAGGAGCUGCGUAAGUCUUUCUCAGAGCUGGCCGACAGCAGGACGGACUCCGCGUCUCACACUAUGAAGCGGAUCAGCAGUGGAGGAAACCCUCUAGUGAGUCUGGCUCAGCAGUCCAGCGCUCAGGUCUAUAAGAACGGCUUCCUCGUUCGCAAAGUUCACGCCGACCCUGACGGCAAGAAAACCCCUCGAGGUAAGAGAGGGUGGAAGUCAUUUUAUGCCAUCCUGAAAGGACUGGUCCUCUACCUGCAGAAGGGUGAAUAUCGAGCAGAUAAGCAGUUGUCUGAUGAGGAUUUGAAGAACGCUGUGUCCAUCCACCACUCGCUGGCUAUGAGAGCAGCAGACUACAGCAAGAGACCUAAUGUUUUUUACCUGCGCACUGCCGACUGGAGGGUCUUCCUCUUUCAGGCCCCUAAUGCGGAGCAGAUGCAGUCAUGGAUCACCCGCAUCAACACGGUGGCAGCCAUGUUCUCCGCCCCUCCCUUCCCAGCAGCCAUCGGCUCCCAGAAGAGGUUCAGCAGGCCUCUCCUGCCAGGCUCCAGCACCAAGCUCUCCCAGGAGGAGCAGCUGCAGGCUCAUGAGGCGCGCUUCAGAGCUGUGUCCUCUGAGCUGCAGGAGCUGCGCUCUGUUCCUCAAGAGCGGAAGACUAAAGGGAAGGAUCAGGACGAGGGCAAGCAGAGAGAGGAGUACCUGGAUUUUGAGAAAACGCGCUAUGGGACAUACGCCAUGCUACUGAGAGCCAAGAUCCGCACAGGAGAGUCAGACCUGGCCGCAUUCGAGUCUCGCCUGUUUGCAGACGGGGGUCUGCAGAGAGCCCACUCCAGCCCCACGUUGCCCCAGGACAGCAGCCAUGCGAGCAGCAGCGGCGGCAGCAGCAGCAGUGGAAAGAAGAGCAAGCGCAGUGAAGGCCAGAGACUCAGCUACAAACAAGCUGUCAAACAGUGAACCCAACACACAGGACGCUUCGUCACCUGCUUUAGGGUAGAUCAGGUCCAGACUGAGGGGCUGAGGUCAGCGUCGAGCACAGAGAUGAGGAAACCUUAGCGGUUUGCAUCAUUAUGCUGCACCUUGUCCAGUCAGCCCCCCCUUGAUGGGGCUCGGCCAGUGCUGGAGGACGUGGUUGCUGCUGGAGGAGUUUAAUAUGAUCAGUUCUCUUUCUCCUGUCAAACGCAGAUUUUCCUGCUCAGUGACUACAGCCCUAAACCUUCAGAGGGCAGAUGAGAUGCUUCUUUGCAUUUGCAUUCCUCUCUUUAGGUCCGCUUCACCCUCUCUCAGUCCAACAUAUAUGCUGUACACUUGGCACUGACUGCUUACACCUUUUUUGUGCAUAUUUGUGGCAUUUUGUUUAAUCAAACAAGACGCCUGUGUAAGCCAAGUACAAGACUGCGACAAAACACAUUUCGAUGCUAUUAGCGCUGUAUUUAUUACCACUAAUCUCAGUCUUGGAGCUGGAGACGAGGAUCAGAUUGAUCAGUGUUCAGUGCGAAAUGUUUUCGCAUUUUGGUCAGCUGGAUUAUAUUUGUGCUCUCUUUUAUCUUCUGCACAUCUGAAUGGAUAAUUCCCUUCCUUUGAUUUCUAGUUUUUCAAAGAAACGAACCAUUCCUGUUUUCUCCUUUCGUCUUCUUACUCAAACACGUCUUUGGAAGUUGUAGGAAAAUGAAAGUUUAUAGUCCUUGAAAGCCUUUGAACUCUUGUUUCAGAGCAUGCUUGUGAUGUAAAGACAAUCAAUUCCCUCAUUGGGUCCUUGCAUUACAAUUCCCAUUAUAUGUAUUGUACAUGUUUUGUAUGUUGGUUUGUUUUCACCAUAAAAAAACUGUAUGGUAAGGUUGGCUUUGAGCUGACGUUGCGAAUUCAAAAGGAAGGUGCAUUGAAAUCACAGCUCAGCAGGAGAGUACACCAGCCAAUGGAGUGCAGGUAAAAGAGCCAGGUGAACUGUAUUGCUUUAGUGUCCAUGUUCAGUUUGUGUACAGGUGUAUGCUGCAUUGGUGAAUAAGGAUGUAUGAAUUAAGGGACGUAAGGAUGUUUCAGAUUAGGGGAUGUAAGACAUGGAAAAAAAAAGACCCUCUAAUCGUGGCAAAGCCAUUUUCUUCUCAGGCAUCUGUGUUCCAAGUACUGCAGCAAUGCCACAUUUCUGCCACCCGAGGGGGCAAUAGAGGCAAAUCAGUUUAGAAAGACAACCUAUAUUACCUCAGCUGCAUUUGGAGAUGAUCUAUUUAUUUCAGACUGACAGGAAUAAUACCACCAGUUGAUGGGUAGACAUUAAAAUGUGACUGAAGUUCUGUGAAGUGUUUCUCAAUGGUAUGAAGUUGCACAACUUUCAUAACCUCAUGAAAUCAGACACUAAAGCUAAGAAUCCAAUAUAUUGUAAAAUCCAUUAACUAGCAUUGCAAUGCACAUAUGAGUCAUAAAGAUCUAACCUGACUGUUAGCACUGCCAUCUUAUGAAUGAACGUUUACGGAGUAAAUGCAUACAUGCAGUUCGGAUGUAUGUAAAUCAUUACUUCACAUUUAAAACUAUGUAGAGCCUAAAUCCCAUCACUAGCACUUCAAUCUUGCAAUGCCCUAUUGCACUUUGGGUAAUACUUGUGUAGAUUUUAUUGAAUGAGGUGAGUUAUUUAUAUAUUUUGGACAUUUAUAAUUCAUGUCUCUUGUUGAGUAUUUGUUUAUGAUUAAAACUUAUUGACGACAAAUUUUACGUACUGUUUUUACAGGGUUAUAUAUAUAUAUACACAUUACAAUACUGUUACUUUUUGUUAGCUGUGUUGCUUUUAGUUGUACAUACUGUGGAUAUUAUGUUGAAUUUGCUCUGUAAGAAAAAAAUGCCCUAUUGUUUGUAUGUUUCAAUGGCAUAGAUAUACAAUAAAAUGUUAAAAUGACA
This is a messenger RNA of Pygocentrus nattereri (red-bellied piranha), 7292 nucleotides long. RefSeq names its product pleckstrin and Sec7 domain containing a (gene psda). Gene Ontology annotation, biological process: regulation of ARF protein signal transduction. The record is from RefSeq and is a predicted model, not a curated record. Gene Ontology annotation, molecular function: guanyl-nucleotide exchange factor activity. The transcript is spliced from 18 exons. Bases 441 to 5360 code for a protein of 1639 amino acids. NCBI's taxonomy places the organism in Eukaryota, Metazoa, Chordata, Actinopteri, Characiformes, Serrasalmidae.